Theileria parva strain Muguga is the source of this 710-nucleotide messenger RNA. It is a transcript of the gene rps26b, whose product is annotated as 40S ribosomal protein S26-1. Gene Ontology annotation, biological process: translation. The record is from RefSeq and is a predicted model, not a curated record. Gene Ontology annotation, molecular function: mRNA binding; structural constituent of ribosome. The coding region runs from base 260 to 604 and encodes 114 amino acids. Lineage: Eukaryota; Apicomplexa; Aconoidasida; Piroplasmida; Theileriidae. Gene Ontology annotation, cellular component: cytosolic small ribosomal subunit; ribosome. The transcript is spliced from 3 exons.
GUUGGAUACACAGUUGGUGUAUUAGUGCUGGAAUCCUUAAAGUAUGUUUUUAUUAAUGGGGUCUGAUCCUUGAUUGGCAAUCCCCAAUACAUACUUUAUUUUAUUAAUAUUAUUAUAUAAUUUUCAAUUUCACACUAUUAGAUUUAUUCCUCUCUGGUUUUACUACUUUUAACUCCUAAUUCUAACUGGUUUCUAAACUGACAACCACAUUUAUUGGUUGACUAAUAAAUUUAUUUCUAGGAUUCUUAUCUGAUAGAAGAUGCCCUUUAAGAGGCGUAACGCUGGGAGAUCUAAGCACGGCAGAGGCCAUGUUAACCCCGUCAGAUGCAGCAACUGUGGCCGUUCAGUUCCAAAGGACAAGUCAAUUAAGCGCUUUAAUGUUAGGAACAUCGUAGACGCUAGCGCCCAGCGUGACAUUAGGGAAGCCUGCGCCUAUUCACUGUUCAAUGUGCCGAAGUUGUACAUUAAGCAGUGCUACUGCGUUAGCUGUGCCAUUCACUCCAGGGUUGUGAGAGUACGUUCUGCCCAGGGCCGCAAGGUUAGGACUUACGUUCAACAAAGACAAAUGCAAGUCAAACUAAACUUGCCAAACAAGGACAAUUAGGAUUUAUGAACCCCAAUGAUCCUUGAUUUGGAGCUGAAACCUUGACCUUUUAAUAGUCAAAAGAUAUCUAUGAAACGCACAAAACCCUUAAAUUAGUAUCGAAACA